UAUCGCAGCUGACAAGUAUCACUGGGCGCGUAUCGACAAAUUGGCCGACAAAUUUAAUUCGAAAACAAUGCGUAAAUGUGAUAUUUGUAAUAAAACAGACGAGGGAAGCGAAGAUGACGAUGUUUACAUGUACGGAGAGUGGAUGACCAGAUGUAAAAUCACAGUGCAUUAUUUUUGUUUGAUGCUCUCAACACAUUUGCCACAACAAGGCGGCGACACCAGUGGAAUACUCGGUUUCAUGAUACGCGACAUACGCAAAGAGAUCCAAGCGGCACAACUACGCAAAUGCUUCUAUUGCCUUGGACCAGGCGCCAGCAUAGAGUGCCACAAGUGUCAUGCAAUCUUCCAUUUGGCGUGCGGCAUGGAAAGUCAUUGUGUUAACUAUUUCCGUGAUGACUUUCGCAGCUAUUGUAAGGAUUGUGCACCACGCGACAAAUAUCAAAAGCAACUGAUGGCGGCGCCACAGUCAGUUUUCAAAAAUCUACGUUGCGACAUUUGCUUUGACAGUAUCCGUGUGUUUAUAUUGUCCAAGGUGGUGUAUGGCGACUGUUGUCGCAAGGGAUUUGCCCACAAGGUCUGCAUGCGACGCUAUGCUUAUUCAUCCGGCUACUAUUUGCGUUGUCUGUGGUGUCGCGAUGUGAAAUUCCACGAGACGAUUAAACUGCAGUCGGUCUUUGUGCCAGAUCGCGAUGCUACCUGGGAGCUACAAAAGAAUGCAUAUAGCGAAUUGCAUUCAAAGCCCUUGCAUUGUGAUGAAGCGGAAUGUUUGUGUCCUAAGGGUAGAAGUUACAGUAAGACCUAUAACUGGAACAUCCAGUUGUGCAUUACAUGCGCUGCCUAUGGUUCGCAUUUCAAGUGCCGGAAGGAUGGUGCUAAAGAUUUCAAAUGCGAAUUAUGCAAAGUAAUCGAAGCGAAGAUGCAGAAAUCAAAAGACAGAAACAAAGAGCAAAAUUCACAAAAAAGCAACAAGGACCAAACAAAUACCACGAGUCAAUUGGAUACCACAUUAUAUUUGUCCAAGAAUUCGCAAUCGCUAGCAUCGGAUGACGAGGCGCUUCAUGCCACAGACGAGGAGAGCUGCUCCACUGAGGCCAGCAUUGUAACAGUUAUUGCCUCGCAACUUCGCAAAUCGACGAUCUCAGAACCAAACGAAACACCAACACCAACAAAUGAAAUUGCUCUUGAAACACAGACACCAACACCAACACCUGAAGUUGCUAUUGAAACACCAACACCAACAUGUGAAGAUGCUGUUGAAACACCAACACCUGCUGUUGAGGCUGAAGUUGCUGUUGAGGCAAUGGUGAUUGAUCUGCCGGAUUCGCAGAAGAUUGAAUUCCGUUUGCCGCAACCGCCACCAACACCUGAAGUUGCUAUUGAAACACCAACACCUGCUGUUGAGGCAUCAACAUCAACACCAACACCUGCAGCUGAGGCUGAAGUUGCUGUUGAGGCAAUGGUGAUUGAUCUGCCGGAUUCGCAGAAGAUUGAAUUCCGUUUGCCGCAACCGCCACCAACACCUGAAGUUGCUAUUGAAACACCAACACCUGCUGUUGAGGCAUCAACAUCAACACCAACACCAACACCUGCAGCUGAGGCUGAAGUUGCUGUUGAGGCAAUGGUGAUUGAUCUGCCGGAUUCGCAGAAGAUUGAAUUCCGUUUGCCGCAACCGCCGCUUUUACUCCGCAAGAGCUUCACGCAUGGCGAACACUUCUAUUUGCAGGUCUAUGACUAUCAGGAGCAGUAUCCGGAGCGCUGCGUGGGCACUUGGACUUUCCGCUUUCUCAUGAACGAUGCACGGAUUCAGGAUAGUUCUGAGCAGGCGUUGGAGCAGCUGCAGCCAACGAUGUCAGAUGUUUGGACGCGUGAUAGAAAUCGUGGCAUCUACGACGAAAUUGAUCACAAAGAAAAGGAGCUGGCAAUGUCAUCAAUUUAAACUAAAGUGCUUGUCAGCAUAUGACUAUUUGUAAUGCUCAUCCGUUUAACUAAGUUAAUCGAACAUCGUUAGUAAUAUUGAAAAUAUUUUUUUUUUUACAAAAAUUCGUUUUUGCUUUGCUUUUCUGAAUUUCUCCUGUGAACAUAUUAUUUAUUUCAA
Drosophila nasuta is the source of this 2095-nucleotide messenger RNA. RefSeq names its product pineapple eye (gene pie). Bases 68 to 1936 code for a protein of 622 amino acids. The transcript has 2 exons. Gene Ontology annotation, cellular component: nucleus. The record is from RefSeq and is a predicted model, not a curated record. Lineage: Eukaryota; Metazoa; Arthropoda; Insecta; Diptera; Drosophilidae.